GUAGAUUCGUAUAUAAUCCAUGGAAGCCAAAUCCAAAGCGGCUUGAGAGAGAGAGAGCGAGAAAAUUUGGGAGAAAAUAUUUGUGGAGAGAGAGAAAAAGAGAGGAUUUCUUUUUUUCUUUUUUGGAUUUUUUGAGAGGGAGGGGGGAGAGAGAGAGGGGAAGGCGGCAAAUGGCGGAUUCAAGCGAUUCGGUUUCCAUUGAUAUGGAGACGAUAUCCCUGGGAGGAAAGGAGCACCUCGUGAAAACUAGCAAGGGUUCAGUCUCUGUUUCUGUGUUUGGAGACCCGGACAAGCCAGCUCUUGUUACUUAUCCUGAUUUAGCUCUAAAUCAUUUGUCCUGUUUUCAAGGCUUAUUCUUCUGUCCAGAAGCAUUUUCUUUGCUGCUCCACAACUUUUGCAUUUAUCAUAUAAGUCCUCCUGGGCAUGAGUUGGGAGCCGAUGCAGUUAGCCUUGAUGAACCUGCACUUUCUGCUGAUGACUUGGCAGAUCAGAUUGCUGAGGUUCUCAACUUUUUUGGACUUGGUGCAGUGAUGUGCAUGGGGGUUACAGCUGGAGCUUACAUUCUUACCCUAUUUGCUAUAAAAUAUAGGCAUCAUGUUGUUGGUUUGAUACUUAUUUCUCCUCUAUGCAAAGCACCAUCUUGGACAGAAUGGUUGUAUAACAAGGUGAUGUUGAAUGUACUCUACUACUAUGGCAUGUGUGGUGUGGUGAAGGAGUUAUUGCUUAAGAGGUACUUCAGCAAGGAAGUCCGUGGUAGUGCUCAGGUACCAGAAUCAGAUAUAGUUCAGGCAUGCAGAAGAUUGCUGGAUGAGAGGCAGAGUUCAAAUGUUUUGAAGUUUCUUGAAGCGAUUAAUGGGAGACCAGACAUUACGGAAGGAUUGAGGAAACUACAAUGUCGGUCACUAUUAUUUGUUGGGGAUAACUCUCCUUUCCACUCUGAGGCCCUCCACAUGACCUCAAAACUAGAUAGAAGAUAUAGUGCCUUAGUGGAGGUUCAAUCAUGUGGGUCGAUGGUGACCGAGGAGCAGCCUCAUGCCAUGUUGAUUCCCAUGGAGUACUUUCUCAUGGGAUAUGGGUUGUACAGGCCAUCGACGGUCAGUCUGAGUCCAAGAAGCCCCUUGAGUCCGUCUUGCAUCGCUCCAGAGCUUCUCUCACCAGAAAGCAUGGGCUUGAAGUUAAAACCGAUAAAAACACGAAUCUCAUAAAGAGGAUGAAAGAAAGAAGGUGGGCGUGAUUUGUUUUUGCAAUCUAUUUAUCAUGGAAAGAGUUUGUAAUAUCUCUUGAUUGUUCAAGGGGAAGGUAAAGGAGGGGGAUUACUGGAGGGUUGUAGAUACAGAUUAAGAGGAAAAGGGUGAUUGAUGAAGAAGGGACUGUUACAGAAAGAAAAAGGGGAAUUUGUGAUUCUUUCAUUUGUAAGCAUAAAGUGUUAGUUGAGGUGGGGCUGAGUUAUCUGUAAAUCCUCGGAAUAAUUCUUUAGAAUAACCUGCAAAUAAAAAUAAUAAAAAAGCCCCUGUUGCUUUCUCAUUUUCA
This is a messenger RNA of Vitis vinifera (wine grape), 1530 nucleotides long. RefSeq names its product protein NDL2. The transcript is spliced from 11 exons. NCBI's taxonomy places the organism in Eukaryota, Viridiplantae, Streptophyta, Magnoliopsida, Vitales, Vitaceae. The record is from RefSeq and is a predicted model, not a curated record. Bases 171 to 1205 code for a protein of 344 amino acids.